AUAAAAUAUUUUCCCAUAUACCCGUAUUUUUAGGGGAAUUUUUCUUUCCACAAAUUUAUUUACCAUUGUAAUUUUUAUAACAAAAAAAUUAUUUUAAUUACAGUAUAUACGUACUAUUUAAUUCUGUAAUAUAUUUACAAGUUCGCAUGUUACAUAUUCAAUAUGUACUUCACAAUAUCGCUCAUCGUGAUUGCAGUAAUAUUUUUAUUUCUUGACUAUCGCAAACGAAAAAAAGAUCAUCCUCCUGGACCAUGGGGGUUACCUAUACUUGGAUACCUUCCAUUUUUCCAUGAAGAUCAGUUCAUAACUUUCAAAAAAUUGGCAGAAGAGUAUGGAUCUAUAUUUUCCAUAAAAAUUGCUACAAAAGAAGUUAUCGUCGUGAAUGAUUAUGACCUAAUUAAAGAGGCUCUUGUGAAGCAAUACAAAAUAUUCUCCGGUCGACCAAAAAGCAGAUUUUUUGAAGAACUAUGUAAUGGAAAUGGGUUUGCUUUUGUUGAUGGAUUGAAACAUAGUGUUUUCAGAAAUUUCGGAAUCAACGCCAUCAAUGAAUUCAGAAUGACAUCCGGGACCUCUGUUAUAAAAGAAGAAAUCGACCACAUGUUUCAAGUCAUAAAAGAAAAGAAAAACAAGCAAGUAAAUUGCGAGGAUCUCAUACACAAAGCCAUUGCAAAUGCCGCUUUCUGUCUGGUAUAUGGAGAAAGAUCUUCUUACGAUGACCCAGAAUUCAAUGCUAUAUACAAGUGCACAAAGCAAAAUGGAAAUGAUCCGUUUAUUCCUCUGGUUACUUUUGCGUACUGGGCUCGAUUUCUUCCUCCACUCAACGGACGUUAUAAAAAAUUUCUGGCUAAUUUCCACUACGAAGAAACAUCGAUACGUCGGAAAAAAGAAGAAAGAAAAAAACAGCCAGAAAUUCGUGGAACGUAUUCAAAUUAUAUCGACAAAUUUCUCGAUAAAAUGCAAAGCGAAAAUCAAACAGAAUUAUUUAAUGAAGAACAACUGGUUCAAAAUGCCCAUGAAAUUUAUGGAGCCAGUAUAGAUACAACAUCAAAUGCAAUUUGCUGGUGCAUUCUCGGGCUUUUGCAUUGUCCUGAAUAUCAAGAUAGAAUGUGGAGAGAAAUAAAUGGAGUAAUCGGGUCAAACACACUCAAUACUGAACAUCGAAAGGAAAUGCCGUUUACUGAAGCUUAUAUAGAAGAGGUUUUAAGAUUCCGUCCCAUAAUUCCACUGUCACUACGAAGAACUAUCGAAAGCACAAAUCUCGGCAGAUAUCGACUGCCAAAAGAUAGUACGGUAGCCAUUAACAUUUGGGCAGUUCACCACGACCCAAAAUACUUCAAGAAUCCUUAUGAUUUCAAACCGGAGAGAUUUAUUGACUCCAACAACCGUUUUGUCCACUGUGACAAAGUUAUUGCCUUUUCCACUGGGCCUCGAUUUUGUCCAGGAAAACGAUUGGCAUUGAACAAUAUUUUCUUAGUUUUGGUCAGUAUUGUUCAAAAGUACAAAAUGUCACCACCUGAUAAAAAGUCGCUACCUUCCUUUGAUGAAGGAAUAUAUGGAGCGGUACACGGUCCGCAUGCGUUUGAAGUCGUAUUUGAAGAACGAUAAAAAAAAAAUUAUUCUAAAUUAAUUACUAUUAGACUUACAACGUUUAUUUUUACUGACAAUCAAUUCCGAUUCACGGUAGUCAUUUAUUAUUUUCUUGGUGGUGCAUGUCAUAUGUUAAUUGCAUUAUGUAUAUAAGACCGUGUCAACUAUUUUAUAAUUCCGCCUAUUAUUCAUUGGCCAAAACAAUUGUACAAAUAUAAUAUUUUAUGUCUAUAUAUUUCUGUUCCAAAAUAUACAUUGUAAAAAACAU
Styela clava is the source of this 1855-nucleotide messenger RNA. RefSeq names its product cytochrome P450 2F2-like. Gene Ontology annotation, molecular function: iron ion binding; heme binding; oxidoreductase activity, acting on paired donors, with incorporation or reduction of molecular oxygen, reduced flavin or flavoprotein as one donor, and incorporation of one atom of oxygen. The record is from RefSeq and is a predicted model, not a curated record. Gene Ontology annotation, biological process: xenobiotic metabolic process. Gene Ontology annotation, cellular component: intracellular membrane-bounded organelle; cytoplasm. Lineage: Eukaryota; Metazoa; Chordata; Ascidiacea; Stolidobranchia; Styelidae.